UUAAACAUUUGACUGUCCUUCAAAAUGUGAGUCUCUAUGUACAUUUAUUCCACUAGUGACUCGAAUAGAUGGGUUUUACACAAUAUUUUUGCUGUUACUGUCAGCCAUAAACAAAUUACAUGCAUUUAACAAGUUAAUGUCAGAUUGGCCCGGAUCCACUAGGAGGUGUGUACUUAGUGACAUCAGCUGGCAAUGUGCCCUGGUAACAGGGAGGGUGGAAGGAUAGUAGAGAGAGAGGAAGCAGGAGGGAGGGAGAGAAAGAGAGACUGACUGUAUCUGGGGAUUCUGGCAAGGUGAAGAGCUGGUCUGUUUGGCAGGACCUUCCCAUCUGGGAUCCAUCUGUGUUUCCCUGGAAUGGGACAGGCAGCUCUAGUCAGUGAGAAAUCGCAGAUGUGAGAGAGCUGACACAUGUCCAGCUAAUGAAAGGAGGAGGAAGGCUGGUCUGCAAUUGGGCUUUGAAGAUUAGGGGGAGAAAAGAGAGCUUUUUAAUACCUAUUUGGUAUAUUACGAAUCUGGAUUUUAUAAUUUGGACAUUCGGGUUGGUUGUGAGAAAAGGGUGCCAGCGAUGCCUGGAUCGCCUGUGGAAGUGAAGAUACAGUCAAGAUCGUCACCUCCCAUCAUGCCACCUCUCCCACCAAUAAACCCUGGAGGACCGAGGCCAGUGUCCUUUACUCCUACAGCAUUAAGCAAUGGCAUCAACCAUUCCCCUCCUACCUUGAAUGGCGCCCCAUCACCACCACAGAGAUUCAGCAAUGGGCCUGCCUCCUCCACAUCAUCAGCACUGACAAAUCAACAGCUGCCAGCUACUUGUGGUGCUAGGCAACUCAGCAAGUUGAAACGCUUUCUCACUACUCUGCAACAGUUUGGCAAUGACAUUUCACCUGAGAUCGGUGAGAAGGUUCGGACUCUAGUUCUAGCCUUGGUGAACUCAACAGUGACAAUUGAAGAAUUCCAUUGCAAGCUCCAGGAGGCUACAAACUUUCCUCUUCGUCCAUUUGUGAUUCCAUUUCUCAAGGCUAACCUGCCCCUGCUGCAGCGAGAACUGCUGCACUGUGCCCGGGCUGCCAAGCAGACCCCAUCCCAGUACCUGGCCCAGCAUGAGCACCUUCUGCUCAACACCAGUAUCGCAUCUCCUGCUGACUCUUCUGAACUGCUUAUGGAGGUUCAUGGAAAUGGAAAGAGGCCCAGUCCGGAAAGGAGGGACGAGAAUAAUUUUGAAAGAGAUACAGUUCCUCCUGAACCGCCUGCCAAGAGAGUGUGUACUAUCAGCCCUGCUCCUCGGCACAGUCCCGCCCUCACUGUUCCCCUUAUGAAUCCUGGGGGCCAGUUCCAUCCUACUCCACCACCUCUUCAGCACUAUACCCUAGAAGACAUUGCAACUUCUCACCUGUAUCGGGAACCAAACAAGAUGAUAGAACACCGAGAAGUUCGUGAGAGGCACCACAAUCUUAGUCUCAAUGGAGGCUAUCAAGAUGAGUUGGUAGACCACCGUUUGACAGAAAGGGAGUGGGCUGAUGAAUGGAAACAUCUUGACCAUGCCCUGAAUUGCAUUAUGGAAAUGGUCGAGAAAACGAGGCGCUCCAUGGCAGUUCUGAGGCGCUGUCAGGAGUCGGAUCGUGAAGAACUCAACUAUUGGAAACGGCGAUUUAAUGAAAAUACAGAGUUGAGGAAAACUGGGACUGAAUUGGUCUCUAGGCAGCACAGCCCGGGGAGUACAGAUUCUCUCAGCAAUGACUCUCAGCGGGAAUUCACUAGUAGGCCAGCAACAGGAUAUGUGCCUGUGGAGUUUUGGAAGAAAACAGAAGAAGCUGUGAAUAAGGUGAAAAUCCAGGCCAUGUCAGAGGUACAAAAGGCUGUAGCUGAGGCAGAGCAAAAAGCCUUUGAAGUGAUUGCAACGGAGAGAGCUCGGAUGGAGCAGACCAUAGCGGACGUCAAACGGCAGGCUGCAGAAGAUGCUUUCCUGGUCAUCAAUGAGCAAGAAGAGUCCACAGAGAACUGCUGGAACUGUGGCCGAAAAGCCAGUGAGACGUGCAGUGGCUGCAAUAUUGCUCGAUACUGUGGUUCCUUCUGCCAGCAUAAGGACUGGGAGCGGCACCACCGCCUCUGUGGCCAGAGUCUACAUGGCCACAGUCCCCACAGCCAGAGCCGGCCACUGCUCCCUGGAGGGCGGGGCUCAGCCAGGUCUGCUGACUGCAGUGUGCCCAGCCCAGCCCUGGACAAGACCUCAGCUACCACCUCACGGUCCUCAACACCUGCCUCUGUGACAGCCAUUGAUGCCAACGGGCUCUGAACUACAGACUCCAUCUGCCCUGAUGACCCCUCCACAUGGCAGAAUGCUUACACCAGUGAGCUGGCUAUUAGGACAAGUAGCUGUUGGGUCAUCAGCAAAAAAUGAAGUGGCAGGAAGCAUCCAAGAGGCACUUCACAGCUUCUCUGGGAUUUGCCGCAUGUCCUUGGAAGAACUAUUGUAUCCUUCUCUGCACACAGGAAGUAGCUUGAGCUGCCUCCUCCAUGGCUUUCCUGAGGUUUCUCUUCCAGCUAAAGCUGGCAUAACCAGCCCCCUCUCAGUGUAUACACCAGCUCCCUUCGACUCCUUGCAUCAGCAGAUUGUCAGUAGUGUCCCAGCAGGCACCAGUGUCCCACACAGUCCACAGCAGAGGCCUGAAGACUGGUAGCAGGCUUAGGAGGAGGCCCUUACUUCCACUGCCUUCAAACAGUUCCUUGUGCCCUAUAUCCACCCUCAAGUGACACUGAUUGGCCUGAGAGAGACUUGGGUAGCACGGAAGCAGUGCUCAGGACUCUUUCCUGAGCCACUCAGAGCUGUUACAAUGCUCAGAAAUGCAAGAAAGAAGUCGCAUUCCAGGAAAAUCUCUAGUAAUGAUAAAAAAAAAUUAAAUUAGUCUUCCCCAGCACCAUGAUCAUUUUGGACAAGGUUUUCCACCCUGACCGUCAUCAUUAGUUUGGAACCCACCCCCGGCUCCAGCGUUUCUCUUGAUUUUUGCUUGUGCAAAAAAUAAUCUCCAUCGCAUGGAUCGGUCUAAGAGAGGAUGAAACCAUUGUUUUAGUCUUUUCUCUGAGCAUGUUGGCCAAACUAAAAUAUUCCGUGGAUCACCUUGGAAAUGCAAACCCUCUGCCACUGCUUGACUGUUUAAAACAGUCCCCUUGUUCUGUGGGUCCUUUUCUUUCUGGGACUGUGCAUGUCUGGAUCCUUGGGGAUGUCUCUUGCGGGUAGGUUCUGUUUGGCACCUAAGCAGUGAUCCUGACCCUGAUGGGAUUAUUCACACCUGGUUUUGACACCACCUCAUAGGUUCAUUAUCAGAUGGACAUUCUUGGCAUCCUUUUUCUGUGCUAUAUAUUUGAUAGUGUCCCUCACAGCUCAGAGUUUGUGAAGAAUGAGAACCAUUUUUGAAGAGCCUGACCUGUUUUUCUUCCCAUCUUCAGGAACUUUUCCAAUUAUCUGAUUCUUCAAAUAGAAUUUAGAGACAUUGAUCAGGUCAUUACUGGACCCAUUGAUCAGGCCAAGUACUGUUCACAUCUUUUCCCUUGCCAUCUGAAGUUUGUUAGUUGUCAACACCUUGCCUCGGCCACUCAGUAUACUUCAGAAUCUUUUUGCCCUGUGCAAUCUAUUGGGAUAAGUCAUUACCUUUGAUCCUGUUGGUUUUUGGAAGCUGUGGUCACUUUUUGUAAAAUGACCAAGUCUGAAUAACAAAUCUAAAUACUAGCCCUUGCCCCAUAAAAGUAUGGAUGUAUUGUCCUUGUACACCAUUAAGGCUGAUUUAAAAAUACUGAGUCCCUAUCUUAUUGGAACAAGGGUUCCCAGACUUAGAAACGUAGACCUUUAAAAUCAUGUUAUUUUAACAGAAUACCCAAGACCCACUGCUUGCCAGACAGCCUAGUGCAGCCUGGCCUCCCUGAUCCCAUCCCAUCAGUCUAGUGGGGACAACAUUGUUUUAUAUUAGAUACGAGUUAGUACCAGACAGUAUUUGUCCAUACUCUCAGACACAGAACUGUGAAAAGAAGAUCAUGGGCUUCUGUGAAUGUGAGAAUGUCUCUUGCUAUACCCUGGAUCAGCUAUUCAUUAGUAAAUUAGAUGAACACCUUUUAAGUGUUAAAAUCUCUUUGCCACAGGACUAUUCCAGAUAGUUGAAGUAAGGACCAAUACAUUACUUCUUACCAGGUUAGAGAUCAGUUUGUACAGCAAAGGUUUGGGAUACAAAAUCUAGCCUACCUUUGUGGCUAUGUGGUUGACCUGACAGAUUCUGAGUUUCUAUAGUGCUAUUGGGGACUACUUGGCUUCUAUGUCCUACGCAGGUUGGUCUACAGACUCAGACAGUUCUUUACACUAUAUAUAGUUCAGUUCUCAGACUUGUCUCUAUCUUGCCUCUGGUCAGCAUCACUCUUAAAUGGCAUCUGCUUAGGACUUUUCAGAUUUAAGGAGUUUCUUUCUGCACUUCUCCAACUCCUCCCUAGGCAAGAGCACCAGCAGCGUCUGGGGUAGGAGCUGGAGUUACAAGUGAGUCCUGGCUCACCACUUUAUUAUUUCUAGGCUGCUUAUAUGACCCACGAGGCUGGGAGUGAACAUAAAGCUUCAGGCUGCUCAGAAGCCUGGCCUCUGCUCAGUAACUAUUUGAGGAAGAAAUGUGGUCAGGGCUUGGUCAUCCUGUACCAAGUGAGGGAUAAAAUUGCAGGAAGUAGACAACAAAAUAGCUAAACUGGGAGUCAUGCACCAUUCCCCACUCCAGCAAAUGGUGGAGAUUUGUCAAAACUAGCUUGGGACGUGGCUUAUUUGGUAGCAUGACUAGCAUGGAUUUAAUUCCCAGUGUGACAUAAACCAGCCAUGGUAGUACAUAACUGUAAUCCUCUAACACUUAGGAGGUGGAAGCAGGAGGACCAAAAGUUUAAGAUUAUCCAUAGCUGCUUAGCAAGUUUGAGGCCAGCCUAAAUUCCAUGAGACCUAUCUCACAAAAAGACUCAUUGAAGGGUCUCUGCAGCUUCUUCAUAUUGCCUCAUGCAGGAGGUGGUGGUGAGGGCACAGGCUGAAUGGCUUUUUUCCUAAGGUACUAAGUUAUGUGCUGCCAUGGAUCCCUAUGGAACACCCUGUCUGGCCCCGAGGUCUAUCCAGGCAUUGGCUGUCAAUCUUCUGUAAUGUGGACUCCUUUACCCAUUCAAUCCCCAAGAAGUGCUUCGCAUCUUGAUGUCAACUUUGUCAUCUUUAGCUUCCAAAGCGGAAGUACAUUUUAGUUGUGUUCUUGUCACCUUCUCAGAGAGAGAGUGAAGACAUUUUUUUCUGAGUGGUUCUAGAAACUAUCUCAGCAGGUGUGUGAGGCCUCAACACAACUGCAAGUGUGUGUUAGUGGUUCUCCCUAGAGCAUAAGGAAUGAGCAGAUGGCCUUCAUUCUGGAAACUGCAGACAGGAUUGUGGGUUGAAUAAACCUUUACAAAUGGGACACAUCUUGGAGGCUUACUUCAGAACUGGACUGGAACCAAGGUUUUCAGGCUCCUGGCCCAGGAGACUAAGCCAUUGUGCUUUGAUGAAUGUUAGCUAUUUGCAGAGAACUGGGUGGUGGCAUGUUUGAACCAAAUGUGAGGAAAGCCAGAAGGAACUGAGCUGGCCAUUGUGGGCCAGAUGGCCAGCUGUGGAAGACCCUUGAUCCAGCAGCUGCUUAGCAGAGCCUGGCCACUCAAGUAUAUUCCUUUAAAGCCAAAAUGCUGACUACCUGCUUCUGCCUCAUGUUGACACCCAUUUCCAAAGAUGAUGGAGCAAGUGUGAGCCAGAAGGAAGCUGAGAUGGUGGGUGAUAAUUCACUCUGUCAUCUUUCCUUCCACAGCCCGAGAGGUGGUACUUCCUGCUCAGACCCCGUCUUGUCAGGCCUCCAGCUGCCCAGUGUAAACUGUCAAUGCUUAUACCAAAAAGGGCAUGUGCAGCUGGUGUCUGUCAGGGACAGCCCAGUCCCUGCCUUGUAGUUCCCAGGAAGAAGCUGCAACAAUUCAGUGAAUGGUUAAAGGGCUGUUCUAUAAUAAAGCCUUCGUUCCACUCCUGUAGCUUUCCAAGUUCCUGAUGAGACUACAAAGGCUCCAUCCAUACAGAAAACCAACAAUGUAAAUACAAGCCAGUCCUGCAAGCAUGGUUUGCAGAGGCGGGUGAUGAAUGUGAAGCCACCCGCAGGAUGCAUCUGAGUCUGGUUUUUCUGUGCUUUGUCAUUUGACUCAAUAGGAACUUUUGUUACUUAACUCUGUGCAUAACUUAUUUAAUGUACUGUAUAAAUGAACCAAAACUGUUAAAUAUGUAUUUAGUUUAUUCUACUUAAAGUAGUUAAUAAAAAUGCUAUAUUCCUUUUCUGA
Mastomys coucha (southern multimammate mouse) is the source of this 6342-nucleotide messenger RNA. It is a transcript of the gene Cbfa2t2, whose product is annotated as CBFA2/RUNX1 partner transcriptional co-repressor 2. Gene Ontology annotation, molecular function: transcription corepressor activity. Gene Ontology annotation, biological process: DNA-templated transcription; negative regulation of DNA-templated transcription. NCBI's taxonomy places the organism in Eukaryota, Metazoa, Chordata, Mammalia, Rodentia, Muridae. Bases 566 to 2290 code for a protein of 574 amino acids. The transcript is spliced from 11 exons. The record is from RefSeq and is a predicted model, not a curated record. Gene Ontology annotation, cellular component: nucleus.